Messenger RNA from Fimicolochytrium jonesii, 1652 nucleotides. RefSeq lists its product as uncharacterized. The record is from RefSeq and is a predicted model, not a curated record. Gene Ontology annotation, molecular function: actin binding. Bases 214 to 1614 code for a protein of 466 amino acids. NCBI's taxonomy places the organism in Eukaryota, Fungi, Chytridiomycota, Chytridiomycetes, Spizellomycetales, Powellomycetaceae. The transcript is spliced from 4 exons.
CUUCGGCAGUGCCAAGGUUCCAAACUUACGUUGCUCAUCGCACAUCUGUAUCGCACAUAUAUUAGCAGCCUCAGUAGCGCAGGAGACGACGACGUUUAUUAUAAUAUCUCGCUAUAUACCCUCCUGCACCGUCCGACAUCUCAUAGAGUAUCUGUCACCACCGCUCGCCCCGUAAUCUGAGCACGGUACACUUAUCUGCGAGCGUAAAACACAAUGCCACCUCCUCCACCUCCGGCACCUCCACCGCCAGCUGCAUCGGCUGCGCCCCCAGCACCAAAGCCCACCGACUUGCUAAAGUCCAUAGAGAAGGGAACGAGGCUAAAGAAGGUGCAGACAAAUGAUCGGAGUUCUCCAAUUGUAGAUGCGGGAAAGCCGACAGGUGGCGGUGGUCCUGGCGGCGCAAGAUCGCCCCCGAUGCCUAGACCUCCAGGUGCCGGCGCCUCAAGUGGUGGAGGUGCAGGUCCACAGUUGGGAGGUCUGUUUGCAGGCGGGAUGCCAAAGCUUCGUUCCACCGGUGGCAGAGGCGGAGGGGACUCAGCGCCUGAGCCAUCCGUUCCGAAACCACCGAAGCCAUCCAAUGACUUUACAACUGCCAUCGGUUCCCAUAUGCUGAACAAACAAGGACCUCCUCCGACCCCUUCCAGGCCGGGUCUGCCGUCAAAAUCAACCUCUCCUCCAAGCAUUCCUCGUUCGAGCAUCGUUCCACCAACUCCUCCUAGGUCAUCAGAACCUCCUCCACUUGCUGCUCGAGGUGUUCCGGCUCCGCCGUCACGUGGAGGCCCACCACCGGUUCCAGACCGCUCGAAUCCGCCACCACCAGCUGCCGCGGCCCCUCCGCCGACCCCUUCUCGACCGCCCACUAUAGGGAAAAGUGGCCCACCACCUGCGCCUCCAAGGUCAGGACCCUCAUCUGCACCUGGCAGCGCAGCUGGAUCACUGCGUGGCCCACCUCCAGCCCCACCUUCUCGAGGGUCGGUCAAAGACGCUUUCGAAAAGCCUGCUCCUCCCACGUUCAGCCGUGCAAUCCCACCACCCCCAGGAGGAUUCGGCGGACUGAAACCCACCGGAGGACUCAAUGGAGCUGGGUUUGGCGGCCCAAGACCGUCCGGCUCAACGGGGAAUAUUGCCUCAUUUGAUCGAAGGGAAAGCGACCCGUCGCGCUCACAAACAGAAACCAUCGGAAGAUGGACAUUCAGGACAGAUCUGCCACCUCCGCGGCAAUACGCAGGCGGAGCCUCGGAGGCUAAUGCCCUCCCAACUAGAUUACCCCCAGCCGCUGGAAGCCCGUCCCUGGGAAGGCGCCCACCUCCUCCACCACCUCCCGCCAGCCGAAGAGGAAGUGCGGUUCGACCUCCACCACCGCCGGUGAGGAGCAGAGAGGGGUCGGUGGGACAGGCUGCCGAAAUCACGAAAUACGCAGAUGACACGCUGCCGAGAUUGGAAGCUUCGUUAGAGAGAGCCAAAGCAGACGAGGAUUACAUGCUCUGCGCCAACUUGAAGAAAUACAUCACAACUCUCACAGAUCUGAAAAAGCGGGCAACGUCCGGAGGUUCGGUCGUGCUGAUUCUCGAUGAAUAUCGUACUCUGAAAACCAAUCUAGAAUCGCUUCUCUGAUAAUCUUUGAAAGAAAUAAACGCGGCGAAUGGGUCAUA